Molecule: messenger RNA, 666 nt
Organism: Macrosteles quadrilineatus (aster leafhopper)
Lineage: Eukaryota; Metazoa; Arthropoda; Insecta; Hemiptera; Cicadellidae
Gene: NHP2
Product: H/ACA ribonucleoprotein complex subunit 2-like protein
Exons: 3
Coding region: 123-626 (167 amino acids)
Source: RefSeq, a predicted model, not a curated record
ACGGCCACAUGUGUUUCUAUUGUGUCUGAUUCUGUUUUGUUUGGUUAUAAUUUGAGGUUAGCCAAACUUUAGAGGAUACUUCAGUGUUUUUGUGAAUAAAGUAUACUUUUACUAUCUCAACAAUGGGUAGGAAAAUGACCGAAGAGGAUAUGGAGGUUGAUGGUCAGGCUAAUGGAGACCAAGAAAAUGAGAAGAGCGAGAAAUCGAAAUACGAAGAUAAAGUGAAGUUUGUUAGUGCAAUAGCUCAACCUUUGGCUUCUAAAAAGUUCAACAAAAAACUUCUGAAGUUGCUUAGAUCAGUUAAAAGUCAGAACGACAAGACACUUCUUAUACUCGGUUUGAAGGAUGCUCAAAGAUGGAUAAGGAAGAAUGAACUGAAGAAGGGUGAAACUGUUCUGGUAAUCUUCGCUGGUGACGUGACACCCGUGGAUGUGAUGUGUCACAUGCCUGCCGUGUGUGAAGAGAAGAACAUCCCUUACGUGUACAUCGCCAGCAGACAAGAUUUGGCUCAUGCUGUCGGCUUUCAGAACAGUUGCCUCAUGGCCUUGGUCAGGGAACAUUCCAAAUACAAGGAACUGUAUGACGAGUGCUACCAAGAGGCUAAAAAACUCGGCCAUGUCAUGUAAAUUUUUCCCUUUUUUUUGUAAAUAAAUCAAAAAAUCAAAA